Molecule: messenger RNA, 2988 nt
Organism: Anopheles funestus (African malaria mosquito)
Lineage: Eukaryota; Metazoa; Arthropoda; Insecta; Diptera; Culicidae
Product: endoplasmic reticulum metallopeptidase 1-like
Exons: 2
Coding region: 220-2910 (896 amino acids)
Biological process (GO): proteolysis
Molecular function (GO): metalloexopeptidase activity
Source: RefSeq, a predicted model, not a curated record
UGAUUGCUGUUUCACGCACACAUUCAAACAGCUGCCGCUGUUAUCUGUCAUAAAUCGUACCCGGAAUAAACAAACCGGCUGCAAGCAAAUCGUUUCUAAAUACACAAGUGAAAAUAGUCUCGUCGUGUAAUUUGCUACGCGCUGCUGAUUGUCUGCAUUCCGGAUAAUGAUAGUUCGACCGGAACUAGGCUAAAAACGACUAUUGAAACAAACUUUUCAAUGAAGCAGUUGCUACCAUCUUCAUCGCCGUCAGUACGGAAAAUGAAAUCGAAAGAAGCCAACUACGAUCCCAACAUUCACCGUUUACCGUGGUACGGCGGUUUGCUGCUGGUUGCAUUAGUGGCGUUCUGUGGUACGGGUAGUUAUCUGUCCUUCUUCUACCUGCCACCGGCACUUACCAAAGCUGAUCUUGACCACCACCCGUUCGCGUUCAAUGGUGCUCGUGCAUGGGAUAGCCUAACGCGGCUAGAUGCACUCGGUCCAAAGACUACCGGCUCGCGAGCCAACGAAGAACAGGCAGUUCAGGUGCUGGAACAUGAGUUUACUCUCAUCAACGCUUCACGCCAUCCAGCCCAGGAAGUGCUGUACGAGAAACAGAUAGUAUCGGGCCAGUAUGGAAUCAAUUUCUUCGGCAGUCCAAUGACUAGCGUGUAUCGUCGGGUGCAGAACUUGAUCGUGAAGCUCGCAGGCGUCGAGGAUCAGCAUGCGUUAAUGCUGAACUGUCAUUUCGAUUCCGUGGCCAGCAGCCCGGGAGCGAGCGAUGAUUGCGGUAGCUGUGCGGUCAUGCUGGAAAUUCUGCGCGUAUUGUCACGUGCCGCACAACGAAACCGUCAUCCGAUCGUGUUUCUGUUCAACGGUGCCGAAGAAACACCACUGCAGGCUUCACAUGGUUUCAUCACCGGGCAUCGGUGGGCGCAGAAAGUGCGUGCCUUUCUUAACCUCGAAUCGGCCGGAUCCGGUGGCAAAGAGCUGCUGUUCCAGAGCGGUCCCCAGCAUCCGUGGCUAAUCGAGGCGUACUCGCGUGCCGUCCGGCAUCCAUUCGGUCAAGCGAUCGGUGAAGAAAUCUUUCAGUCUGGACUCAUACCAUCCGAUACGGAUUUUCGCAUCUUCCGUGAUUUUGGCCACGUACCGGGUCUGGACUUUGCGCACAUUUUUAACGGAUACCGGUACCACACACGGUUCGAUUCGGUGCAGUACCUUUCGCCAGCGGUUUUACAGCGUACCGGUGAUAAUAUGCUUUCCUUGGUGCGUCUUCUUGCCAAUGGCGACCAGUUGGUUCGCAGUGGUGAGCAGUCCGAAGGAAGCAUGGUAUUUUUUGAUUUCUUGGGUCUCUUUUUCGUCUCAUACUCGGCGCUCGAGGGUACGGUAUUGAAUAUAGUGAUAUCGAUUACUGGAUUGCUGGUUGGCUGCUGGAGCGUGCUUUCCAUCGUCGGUUGGCAUCACUGGCGCUCAAUGGCACUGGAAGUAUUGCAUGGAUUUGUGGCUACGUUGGUCGCUGCGGGUGCGGCAAUCGGAUUUAAUCUUGCUACUGCGUUCGCGCUGGAUUACGCUGUAGAUCGCUCGAUGUCGUGGUAUUCAUCGUGCUGGCUUGUGAUCGGUCUGUAUUGCGUCCCGUCCAUGGUACUGCUGUUUGUUGCUCACCGGGAAUUCCACCGGCUGUUUAGCAAAGCGAAGACUGUCCUUCAGCUAACAUUGACCGUACAAGCUCGUAUUACCGGUGUGUACCUCUUUUGGUCGCUAAUUACAAUUGGUGCCACUGCCUUUGGACUCCGGUCAGCUUACGUUAUCGCUAUCUUACUCACACUGGCUCUGUUCAGCACUGUGCUAAUCACCGUACUGAAACUACAAUCGUUCCCGUCCGGAUAUUGGCUCAUCAUUUACCUCAUCACGCACAGUGUCGCUCUUCUCUGGACAACACAGUUUUAUCACAUUUUCACCAACAUCUUCAUUCCCAUUACGGGUCGUUCGGGUGCGAAUGAUAAUCCGGAAUUCAUCAUCGGUACUGUUGCAGCGGCUUGCACGAUUUUUUCAACCAGCUUCCUUGUUCCACUCGUCAACUUGCUGCGUAAACCGUACCGUACAAUCUGCACACUACUGGCUCUAUAUUUGAUCGCGCUGACAUUGGCCAUUGUUUCCCCGAUCGGGUUCCCUUACAGUGGCCCUGGUGAUACACCUGCCGAUGCUCCCAAAGUGCAGCGCAUUCUCGUGCAGCAUACGGUUCGUCAAUUUUUCCAACCCAACGAUACGCAAACGGUACGUUCAGCAGACGCAGGUUAUCUGUUUCGUCUUUGGGAUCGUCACAACGAGCGUACGGUGCGGGAUAUGCUCGAAGCGCAGUUUGGCAAAGCUGUUGGUACGAAUGCCCUGUAUCCAACCAACCUACCCGAAUGCAAAGCGGAAGUUUUCUGUGGAUUACCCGGUUCUGCAGUAAGGUUUACUUCACUUUGGUCACCUCAGCUAAACCGGCCACACACACCGGAGAUGGUGCUGCUAUCCUUGAAUGGUUGGGAAACUGUGCGCCGUACUGUAACCGGUUCCUCGGUAAAGCUGACGUUUAGCCUCAACGGAAGCUUUCAAUCAUCUUUACUUAUACGUCCAAGGCGUAACGUAACGCUGAUGGACUGGAAUCUCACACCGGAUGUUCCCGCACAGCUAGCAACCGGAGGACAUAAAGCAUACUUCGUACUCAUCACUCAUGGGCUUGCCGGUGACCCGGUAACGUUGACACUGGAGCUUGAAGUAGAUAGAAACCCGGAUUCGGUUGAGCCUUUUGUGGAUAUUAGUGUAACGUCCAAUUUCUGGGAGUACCACCAACACUUCACUGACGAAUUCAACCGUUUUGUGUCGUCAUUUCCUAGCUGGGCACACGUAGUACCAUCCGUAACAGUGGUCAACGUUUACAGUUUUUAAAAUUUGUUUCUCAUGUUUACACAACUACGUUAUUUUAAUCGAACUGAAAUAAAGGAAGAUGGGAUAAUUUUUAAAUAA